Molecule: messenger RNA, 2720 nt
Organism: Scomber japonicus (chub mackerel)
Lineage: Eukaryota; Metazoa; Chordata; Actinopteri; Scombriformes; Scombridae
Product: outer dense fiber protein 2-like
Exons: 16
Coding region: 1-2055 (684 amino acids)
Biological process (GO): negative regulation of cilium assembly
Cellular component (GO): centrosome; ciliary basal body
Source: RefSeq, a predicted model, not a curated record
AUGUCUCCAGAGGAUGAACUGCAAAGUCUCCCCCUUGGUUACAGCUCUACCAGGGAGGAUGUUUCUCUGAGUUGUGGAGAUCUAGAGAGCUCUCUGGAGCCGGGGAGAGGGAGCAGGACUCGCAGUAGUCUCCUCACAAGAACCCCAGAGGCUAAUAUUAGUUGUCUGGGAGAUUAUGCAGAAAGAAAGAGCCCUCUCCUGAGAAUAUUUGCGGAUGCUGAAGCAGCUGCUAACUCUGCAGCCAUACAACUUGUAUCUUUUAAAGAUGCCAUGGAGGAUGAGUUUGCCGAUUCAAGACAAUCUACAGGGGAUAAGCGCCGAAUUACAAGGCAGAGAGGACUUUUGCUGGAGAAGUUAGAGGAUUUCAAACGAAUAAAUAAGUCCGUAAGACAGAAACUGAAACAGCUCCAAGAUGUAGAGGCUGAUCGCAUUGAUGCAGACAAACAUAUUGACACCUUGAUGGAGAGGAUCACACAGGCUGAAAAUGAAAAUGAGCAUUUAAAGAACGAUUUGAGUAAGACAGAAAGAAAAGUUGAGGACCUCCUAGAUCUGCGGAGAGAAGAGCAGGAGAACAUAAAGAGUGCAGUUCACAUGACUAAGUCUGUGGAGGCGACCCGCGCUCACCUGCAGGGGCAGCUACGCAAUAAAGAAGCUGAAAACAAUCGUCUGACUGUACAGCUGCGGACUCUUGAGAGAACCCUGACUGAACAAAAGAUGGAGAUUGAUGAUCUUAAAGGGUCCAUCACAUCUCUGACUGAGAAGACAGCACAGGACAAAGAUUCUCUCAAGAAAGCCACCCGAGCUCAGAAACUAAGAGCUGAGAGAUUUGAAGCUGCUAUUGAGAAAUGUUACAUGCAAUUGAAGGAAAAGGAUGCUGAGCUAGCUGAUGCCCGUUUAGAAAGAGACUCCAGGAGGCGACAAAAGGAGCAGAUGACAGAUGAGAAAGAAAAAUAUCUUACUCAAAUAGAGGUAUUGAAAAGUCAAAUUGCAGACUUGACAGCGAGGCUCCAGCAGGAGAAGGAUGAGCUCUCAUCAGCUAAUGAAAUUGUGAUGCAACGGGUUGAAAAACUCGCCGCUGAAAAUGGAGACUUGAGCGUCAAUAAUGCAAAACUCAAGACGUGUGUUGAUCAGCUGGAGCAGCAGUUUGCUGAUUGUGAGGCCUCCCUGGUCGAAGAAAAGAUUGUAUCUGAGGAGAGGAAACACCAAACUGAACAGAGCCAAUACCAGGUUGCAGAGCUUCAAGCUGAGAUAGACAAAAUGAGGAUAAGAUAUGGAAAUAUUGUACAAGAGACGGAGAACACACGAGAUGGAAGACAUGCAGAAGUUGAAAAGGUGAGGCAGGAGCUGCAGGGGCGUGUGGAGGAACUGACGGCUUUCCCUGAGUUACUGAGUGCAGCUGAGCAGAGUCUCUUCGAGUGCCAGGAGAAUCUGCGACGCUCGGAGAGGAAGUGCUCAGAAAAGUCAGAGUCCAUUAGGCAACUGCAGGUUAAGAUGGAGAGUCAAACAAAAAUGCUGAGAUCAUCUAUGGACAUGAAAGAGUCCAUUCAUGAGGCCAAUUUACAGCUGCAAGAGAAAGUGAAUUCCCUUCAAAAGAAGAUGGACCAGCUGCAUCAGGAGAACCUGGAGCUUGUACGGAAGCUCGCAGCUCAGGAGGAAGCUUUCAGCUACAGUAACCGGCAGCUGGAUAAACGGUCGUCAGAGUGCCAGGCCCUCAGCCGGCAGCUGGAAGCAGCUUUAUCAGACGUUAAACAACAGGUCAGUAAGGUAAAAGACCAAGCUGUUUCCAGAGAACAAAUCCUUCAGACCAAAAUCCUGGAGCUCGACGCAGAGAAGAGCAGAAGGGAUAACGAGCUGAGGCUUCUUCGCCAGAGCAAGCAGACUGCAGAAAAACAGUUCGAGGUGCGUCUAAAAGACCUGCAGCUCAGUCUGGACCAGUCAGAGAGCCACAAGCAAAGUAUUCAGAACUACGUUGAUUUCCUCAAAAACUCUUACAAGAACAUGUUUGAUGAGGGACUGCCCGCAUCGAGUUUGGGAUCUUCUUAUUUUCUAAAAUGACUGAGGUGAAAUCUGUUUGCCUUUUAUUUUUGUUUGUUUGUUUUUAUCAUUAUUUAUCACUAUUUAAAAAAUCAAGAUUGGAGGCAAUAAUUUAUAUCACUUUUAGAGGAAGUGAAAGUUUACUUUUGAUAGAUUUGAACUAUCUUUGGAUAUCUACUUCUACAUGUGUCAUAUAUGGAAGGCAACUGGUGACACUUUUUUUGCGUGGAGAGGAUAUCAGGGAACUCUGCUGUAGUUGUGACACAUGCUGCUUUAAGUUCAUGGUCCCAAGAGAGACAAAGAGCCAGUUGCAUAAAAAUGACUGAUCUGCUGCAUAAGAUUGCAUAAUGAGGAAGACCAUUUUAUUUCAAGUCACCAAAGGCAGCCACAAACUAUCUAAGCUAAAACAGGCUAACCUCAACUACAGUAAGUUGUAUUGAGUUAUGAAUUAACUCAUAACAGUGAAACAGUACAAAAACAGCAUUUCUUUAAUGACACUUUUACUUUUUAAACAUUCAUUUAACAUCUUUAGUUGUACUUACUGUUGUAGGAUUUAUUUACAUCAAUGUGUCUCUAAGCAUUACUGAAUAAUCUUCUAUCAAACAGCAGUCUUGAGCUGGUGAAAAUUGAUAUGCCACUAGGUGGAACUGUUUUGUCAGCCAUUCUCUUCUGAAAUGUCUUUAUUU